GUUGAUAGCAACAAAAGAAUUUGUCAACAGUUUGAUCUGAACUCGAUUGCUCGGAGUCAACAUCGCCUGAAAAUAUUACUCUUUGUCUGUCGAUGUUUUGAAUAUAGCUGAAGGCUUCCUAGCAUCAAUAUCAGCUGCCUGGAUAUUUCGUUAUUAGGCUCUGGAAAGUCAUAAUACCAUGAGAGGAAACCCGAUUUGAAAGAUAACAGAUAUAAGGAAGCAUCGUGCAAACUUCGUAGGAUCUGCUCUGCUUCGGCAGCAGAUCCUUUGUGAACGGUUAGUAUUAUUCGCAAGCUUCUGCUCCAUCAUUCGAGAAAGCUUUCCGGGCAAAAAGAUUUCGGUGUUAUCGUUAAGCUCGUAAAUACUUUCCGUUUCUAAUGGCAAAUACUUCCUUGUGUCCAUGUCGCCUGUCAUAAAUUACUAAGCGUUGCUAAGAGGUAUAGCGCUAUAAAAAAGAUAUGCCUUAAAUAGAAUUUCGCUUUACCUCGUAUCAUCUGUCAGUGUUUUAAUGUUAGGGUUGUAUAUAAAUGAAAGUUUUAUAAAUGAAUCUGUUACAUUUUAUAUAACGUUGGGGAAAUGAGGCUUUUGAAUCUUUUCAUUUCGUUUUCUCGUCAAGACAUGUUGGUAUUGACAUACAAAGUGAAAUUUACAUGCAACAGGACUGAAGCGUGGAAUGUGACACAACCUAAUUCAUUAUGUGGUGUAGUUUCGUCUGAUACGGACUUAGUGUAAUUACUCUCCACUUAGUUUGAGCAAUUUGAGCUCGUGCCCCAUUUUGUUUCGGAUAUUUGCGUGCCCACCUUACCCGGCAUCAGGGGCACCCAACGACAAUUUUCGGAAAAUAUCUGUUCGGAAGACGAUUUGAGAUCAAGAAUUUUCGGAACAUUUGUUGUAAAAUGCCCUGUCCGCCUGCCUCUCCUAGGAUUUUCGAACAUCUAAAAAAUGGUAUAAUUACCCAGUUUUAACGGAUUUUUACCCUAAAAAGGUCACCUAGAAUUUUCGGGAGACUUUUUUCUGGCUGGAAUUUUCGAAAAGGUAAGUUUUGAUCCCUAUAAUUUUCGGAUAACUAGACUUUCAGCUAGGAAAUCCGAACAGAUGAAAAAAUUUUAGGGGAUAAAAAUAUGCCUAUAUCUACCGUUUAAAUAAUAAAAUACGGUUAACAAUGCUAUGUUUAAGUGGUUUUGAACUAUAUUAAGCAGACCCCCAAUUAAGCAGACACCGUCUAUUAAGCGGACACUAAGCCGGGUCCCGAAAUUAACGUCUUACAUUUUUCUUUAUAACGAACCCCUAUUCAGCGAACACCUCUAUUAGGCGGACGCGGACACCUAAAAUCAAUUGUAACUGGCUAAUUUCUAUUGUUAAAAAAUCUUUAUUAAGCGGACACCGGACCAAACUGACAAUGGUAGUAUUGGACUACGUCCUUGAAAUACGUGCUGUAGUAGGUUAAUGUUUUUGCAUUUACAAACAAAUUAAAGUUGGCAAUGAAGGUAAUGAACUUGAACUCUGGAUAGCUUUGUUAACAACAUGGAACUUUAUCACAGUACAGAGUAACCGUUGAAUGUUAAUCGUUAACAAAGAUUGGGCGAGUUUUACAAACCUCUAUUAAGCAGACACCCUCUAUUAAGAGGACACUUGGCAUUCUUGGAUUUUAGAUUCCAUACUGUGGAUUACGGAUUCUAGGUACUGGAUUCUGGAUUCCUUGUUAGUGGAACUUGGAUUCCUUUAACGGGAUUCCAGAUUUUUUUAGCUGAAUUAUGGAUUCCAAACCCAAUAAUUCCAGAUUUCACAAACAAAAAUUUUUCGGGAUUUCAGAAUCCGGACUACCUUAAAUGCACUACUUGGCAAUUAAUUUUAAUUUGCUGUUUUCUACAUCUUUCCCACCACAGUUCAUACAUAUGAUUGAAAUGGAAGCAGACGAUAGCCAGGAAAGGUUCAUCAAAAAGAAAUGCCUUCCAGGCCUGACUGUUUGUGCACUGGUAUGUUGUGAAACACAGGAACAAAUUAGUAUAGUGUACGAGUAAACUGAAUGGGCAAUCAUCCUGGGGGGUGGGGCAGGGCAGGGGUACAAAGGGCGAUCUUUCUUAAUAAGAGAUCAUAUUAAAUGAGGUCUUGAACCCCCGCCCCCCAGAAAAAAAAACCUUGCUCUUAAAGUAGUACCCUCUUCUAUAUGUACCCAAGCAAUAUCCAACCUUGUCCCCAGGGCUUUUCCGUUAAUAAAUGGGUGGGGUGCCCCACCCAUUUUUUAAGGGAAAAGCCCUGCGAACGAGGUUUAGCAAUAUCUUUAGUUUAUUAUAAGAAGGUGUAUGUUGUUACUUGCUGCUGGAAUUAUUUUUUUAAAAGAACAAUUCAAGCCAACAGGACAUUAAGGCUUGUUAAUUAGAGUAUUGUCUGGUCUACUCUACAAUUUCAAGAAGGAUGCUGCCUUUAUUAAGAAAGACAGCAUCCUUCUUACAUUUUUUGCAACAAUUUUUGCAGCUGAGUGGUAUUUUCAUGAUUGGUGCUGGUAGUGCAGUGAUUGUUGAAGAAAAAACACACGCUACAAUUUCUACUAGCUUACCUAUACAAAGAGCCCCUAUUGUUCUUCUUGUGGCUGGAAUUUUAAGCUUGAUUGAUGGAAUUGUUUGGGCUGUUCUGUUAUGCUGCUGGAUCCAAAAUGCGAACUUUUGUGACCUGAAGAAAACAGUAGCAGUGGUAAGAAAAUUAUUUCUUUUUUUCGGGACCUUAUAGUGAAGUAUUGAUUCAUUGAUUCAUGAUAUGGUAGACUUCUAGGAGAGCAAGAGUUUCUCUUAAUUCUAUACCCCACCUGAGAGCCUCAUGUUCACAGGCUAGUUCAGAAUUUUAAAAAAACUCUAGUUACAUGUACCACCUGAUCAUCAAAUCUAAAUUUAUGGUAGGGUAUUUCCUAUAUAAUCCUGGAAUACUAGCAAUACUUGAACAUAAUUUUCAUGGUUACCGUUAGAUAUUAAAUUUCUAAACUAGCACUCAAAAGACUUCCUUGUGCAUCAGGAAGUAUCUUGGGCAUAGAACUAGGGGAGGUACACAAAAUUUUUAGGAACAAGGAGGUGUAAAAGUCCUGGAUUAUGACAUAACCCUUACACUCCAGCUGUCCUACAGCAAAUACACAACCAACAUAACAUCAUCACUGCAACCCAUUGUAUUUUAGUUGUUGUUGUCAGUUUUUGUUUCUUGACAGAUAUGGUAACAUUUGCAUAAACUAAGCCAUUUCAUCAGUGUAUAUUACAACAAACACCUAACCUUACACUCCUUACAUGUAUAAACACAAACAAUAAUAUUCUCCUGCAGGACCUUGGGCUGGGAGGAAAACUUUAAAAUACUGGUAAUCAUGUUACUAAAGAGUUGUUUGUCCUUAUUCCUUUUAGUUAACAGGCCUACUAUUAACAUCAGCUCUUCUUGCAUUGGUUGCUGGAGGUCUUGGGGUAGACUACUCCAAAAGGGUAUAACAUAUCUAAAUUAAACUUGCGACUUUCUGUUACCAGGAUUAAGUGAUGUUUGCAUGAAAUAAUCUAAGGGGUGUUUACAUGACACAAGGGUGACUUUCGCACCGGAGUGAGUUCACUCCGGUUCCCUCUAAUGGCUCUACAUUUGUUUACAUGAUACCACCACAAAAUGUCACGCUGGCGCAAGUCACCACGGCAUGAGUUCAUGAGUUGUUGUACAGGGGCGAGAAUUUCACUCCCGUACAAAAUCUCGCAACCGUGUCAUGUAAAGGUGAAAUGACCACACGUUUUGGUGUGAAAUCAGUAUGCCCAUAGACUGGAACGGGUAGCGCAUGCGCAACGUUUGCGAUUUUGAAUCUUACGUGUAUUUUAUCAACAUGAAGUGUACCUUCAAAUAACGAGAUAUGAAAUGACCCAGUCAUCAUGUAGACGCCAUACAAAAUAAAACAGUUAUCCCGGUAUAAAACUCGCGCCGGUGCGAGUUUUCUCAUGUAAACACCCCCUAAGAGUAAUAUACAGUUUUUGAAAAUUGCUGAGGCAAAAGUUUGAAAACCUAGGGUACUACGGAUAAUUUUAUUAAGUUUAUAUGCCUUAGCUGGCAGUUAUCAUUGUAAAAUCUGCGAAUUUUACCCAGAGAUGCUGAGAUCCUGGUUGCGGCAAAAUGGCCAUUACUUACAGCUACAAAUCAACUUAAAAAACAUUUUCAUCUACAGAUGUAACCUUUUUUGUGUGUUUUUUAUUUGUCCUAAAUAUUCCCAGGCUCAUAUUAUAAAACUUACGUACCUCAAUGUGAAUUUUCCAUCCUCAAAACUUUUGCCUCCAACUUCUCGGCAGUGUCAGGAUCUGACGGCAUAUUAAUAUUAGUCUUUUGUGUAGCAGUUGUCAUCCUUCGAGUGGUAUUUUUGGCUUUUCUUGCUAUCUUUUCGUUUUCGCACUUAACUUCUUCACAUGUCAAACAGAUGAACCAUACGUCUUUUUCCGAGAUCUAAUUUGCCAAACCAGCUGAGCAGCCGCGCCUUGUCACUUUUUCUGUCAAUCGUAAGGUCGGUAGUGCAGAGCUGGGAAAAAUGGCAUGCCUGAUAAUGCCUGAUGAGGAUGAACGGACAUAAAAAUGUCGCCCGGUUACUUAACGAGAAAACGCCACAAACAAUUCAUUUCAAAAUCCAGGACUAUUACCAAGCAAAGAAUAAGUCAAAUUAUUUCGCUUUGCAGUUUGACUUCCUAACACUUUAAGACGAAAUCCACCAGGACAUUGAGUAAUUUUGAUUUGCAGUGGACAAAAAUCUUGUACCAUUUUAAUUUGAAGCAUAUUGCAUUCUUUUUUACAUUUUUUAAGGGCUAAAGAUGUAAUAAGUCAUCUGUAGUAAAACCCCCAAAAAUUUCUUAUGGGAGCCCGAGAAAAUGAAUGUCAAAUUUCACAAAGUUACAUGUUACACAUGAAAUUUUCAUAAUUAUAUCUGGCAUGUGUAAUCACAAUUCUUGUGAAAUUUGACAUUCAUUUUCUCUGACUUCAUGAGAAAUUUUCUUUGGUUUCACUACAGAUGAUUUAUUACAUCUUUAGCCCAUGAAAAAUGUUAAAAAGAAUGCAAUUUCUUUAAAUUAUUCUGGUACAAGGUUUUUAUCCACUGAAAAUUAAAAUUAGUACCACUUAAUUUCCUGGUGGAUUCCGUCUUCAUAACCCGAGCAAGGUUUUGUCAUGCACGGUCAUAAGCAGUGAAAACUGAUAUCAUAAACUAACUCGCUCGACCUUUGUUAUUUUCCUUUUUAGCCGCUUUAGGGAAACCCUGGCACUUACACCACCAUUUUUACUGAAAUACUAAGUAAACUUUAGGGAAGAGAGGUAUAGAUAUGUAGAACGGGUACAGAAAAAGUAACUUAAUUCAUAUAUCUGGGUUCAGCCAAUAAGCUCCAAUACAAAAUCCUUUGGGAAUCGACUUUGGUAGAGACCCUGAACCUAUCUGUGCGAAAAAUUCACCCACAUCCACUUACAGUGUAUCCUCCUGUUACAGUAAAAAGAAGGUCUUUAUUUCCUACAUUUGAUAUAACUUUUGUCACUAAUUUUUACUGAACUAACUCUUUCUAGCUGAAGAGUAAGUUUAAAGAGGACUUAACGGAAAAGAUAGGAGUGUAUGGAAAGACGGGACUGUAUGAAACAUUGGUUAAUAUCGACAAAUUACAAAAGGAGGUUAGUUGACAAUGAAUUUACUCGUCCAGCUUUUAUUCUUAAUGCUCAGGCAUGUCAAAGCUUUCCCCCAACUCUGUUCCUGAGGCAUUUGUUCGGAAUCUGGGAGUCCAUUUGGGAGUUCGCAGGGUUUGAUAUGAAGAAUUACGCCUUUCAAAGGAUCGAUUUGCAUAAUUCCUCACAUCAAUACUCAGCCCCAUUCUAGCCUGCGUAGCAGGCGCUUGGAAGUAGUGGGUGAAAGAGAGAACGGACGCGCGCGAGGGAGACACGCAACCUCGCGUGUCUCCUUCUCUUGCGCGCGUUUUUUCUUGUGCCCACUACCUCCAAGCGCCUGCUACGCAGGCUAGCCCCAUUCAAAAACUGUUUUAAUCGUUCAUUUGAAAUAUUCUCAAAAUAUAAAUACUUUCAGGAAGGCUUUCUCAAAACAUUUCCUUUUCAGUAUUUUGAUUUUCUUUGUGGACAUUCCUCAAAAGGGAGUUUAUAUCUAUCGAACGGUAUUUCCGCGUUUUCUUUAUAUCAUUUUAGCCAAUCUUUGGCUAUUUCGUCUUCCAAUAUGUAGCUGUGCAUCUUUUUCCCAAUUUAUUUUGAGUUCAGCAGUCAGCACUGCUUAAAGACCAAAACAGCUCAGCUGCCUCGUCCCUGUCUUGCAUGGUGUUGAUCUUGGACAGUUUAUAGUAAUGUGAUUUUUUUUCCUGAUUCUGCUCGAAAAAAUACAUCAUUACAGUCGAAGCUCUCCUUGCGACUACUCUCGUACGCGACCAGCUCUGGUUACGACCACCUUCUGCAACCCCGUUUGAGCUGUGAUUUAAACUUUUUGAUGAAAAGCUCUCGUAAGCGACUGCGACCACUUUUGAGAAUACCCAACUGGACUUUUCCUUGGUUUUUACGCUUUUGGUAAGCGACCACUCAGAGUCUUAUUCAUAUAAAGCAACACCCGAAAAAACACGAACAGUGAGUUUUUUUGAACGGCUUCAAAAUCUUGUGAUGUAGAUCAACUCAUUCUUGCGCUAAUUUUUAGAUUUUAACUGUGUUAUUUUGGUCUAAAAAAAUUGGACUUAAAGUUUAGCCGUGUCUACAGAUAUGGAGACAUUCAUCAAACAUAAAUUUCUUUUUUCCUUUAUGAAUUAUGAAUGAGUUAAUUCUGAAGCUCUGGUAAGCGACCACCCUCUAUUUUUUCACCAGGCGGUCGCUUACGAGAGUUCAUUCUCAUAAGCGACCUGCUCUAGUUGAAAUCACUUUUUCGAAUUUCUGAGGUGGUCGCUUACGAGAGCGUCGACUGUAGUUAACCAAGGGAGAACAAUACAGUUUGUUAAGGGGAAGAUAUUGGGAUCUAGGAUUCAUUCUUUCUUCUUAAACUGUCAUGAUGGCCUUGCAAUAAUUGAUGAUUACACUGUUUUGUCUUCAUUUUUAUCUUUACCUAUUUUUUUAUCGUGGAGGCGUCUGUUGCCGUGCGGUUAACACCUCGAUUUCUGGAUCUGGAUUGGAGGACCGGGGUUCAUGCUGGGGUCAGAUAUAUAAUUUUAAUAUCAAAACUCACGGACUGACAAAUCGGUCUGUAUUGGCCUGAUUAAGGUUACGCUAUACUUCAGAAAAUAUGGGCUGUCAUAUGUGGAGGCGUGUGUAGCCGAGCGGUUAACACCUCGAACUUCGGAUCUGGAGGUCCGGGGUUCAAGCUUCGCCUGUCGCGUUGUUUCCUUAGACAAGGAAUUUUUCUCCACUUUGUCUCUCUUCACCCAGGUGUAUAAAUGGGUACCGCUAGGGGGUAAUCCUGCGAUGGACUAGUUUCCCGUCCAGCGGGGAGUAGCAAUACUCCUUGGCACGCCUCAUACAAUGGAAUCGGGAAUAAGCUCCGGCCGUUCGGGCCCUUGGUUCAUUUGCGCCUUCAUUUACCUAUUUUUUUUUAUCAUUUUCGCUUUCCAAAGAAUGUUAUCUUAUCUUUCAGGACAAGUGUUGUGGAGUAAUAAAUUAUGCUGAUUGGCGAAACACCAUUUAUGGAGGUCACAGAUAUGACAAAGUACCAGAUAGCUGUUGCAUGGAACAAAAACAUGCUUGCGGGUUUGAGUUCGAAUUAAGCAAGAUUAAACGUCAGGUACGAUAUUCAAUUGUUGUGAUGUGAAUUGUAACAUGACUAAACAUCAUGAAUUUUUUUCCUUUUGUUUUUUUUAUUGCCUUCAUCUUUUCUUUUAUUCUUCUUUUUUAUUUUGUUUUCUUUUAUCCGAUUUGUGGUACCCUGUGCGACUGAGGGGGUUUCCAGUGCCAUAAAAUAAACGUGCCAAUUGGUUCAGUGUUUAGAAUUAAUGAUGAUUAGCUUUUGCAAACCAUCAAGUUUUCAAUCACAAGGCCCUCAGUGUUACGCAUAAGAAUGCCUUUCUUGGGAUCGUUGAUAAAUGGAAGAAAGAUUUCUUAAUGGGACUGUGUACCAGGUCAUUUCUACGAAAAUGUAGGGUGCCAAUAAUAGAACGGAUUGAAAAGCCUAAGCUAUCUCAAUAGCUAUUUAAACUUUUGUAUUUUAAAUGUUUAAAAUUUUGUAGCUAAUAUUUCUGGAUUUCAGUUUUUCGAUAUGUACCAAGGGCAGUGAAGUUCCUGGAUAAUUGUCCGGGCACUCCCUUUCUCACUUCUUAGGAUAUCCCUCCUCCUUCUGCUCCUGCAUCUGAUUAUGAUUAUAAUAAUUAUAAUUAUGAUUUUAAUUUUGAUUAUGAUUUUGAUUAUGAUCAUAAUUAAGAUUAUUAUUUUCAUUAUGAUUAUGAUUAUAAUUAUAAUUAUGGUUGUGAUAUUGUUUCUUCUUUCUUAAUUUUAUUGUCAGGGUUGUUUAAAGGUUGCUGUGGAUAAGAUGAAUGCAGAUUUACUUGUUAUUGGUAUUGGAGGCAUUGUUGCUGCCAUAAUUCAGGUACGUGAACACCGUGUCCGCAUAUGAAUUCCAUUGCACAUUUUCAAAAAGAAGUCUGAUGCUGAGGCGUGGGAUUUCGUCUUGUAUUCAUCCAGGAGAGCAAUGCAAUAAGCGUGAUCUGUAAACCCUAAGAAGUCUAUAUAGUAACACACACUUAAAUCUACCUAACCAAGAAGAUCCCUUCUUCCUCCUUUCGCGGAAAUUUUAUUAGUACCAGAACUAUACGUCGAUGUAGUUCCUUUUCUUCAACUGCCUCUCUGGACUCAAUUUUCAAGUCCAAGCGAGGCUUAGUAAACCCGAAUUGUGAAAAUGGCGCCAGUGCUGAUUCCCAGUAAAAAACAGUAACUAGAGGGUGACGAAGUAAGCCAGUUAAAGAUUGUUGCUUUUCAAUCUCCUAAACCAUGUUUAUUUCAUUAGUUUUAAUAGAACCAAAAUAUAGUGCAAUUGCUUUGCAGAUAAUCGUAGGCGUUGGAUUUUGUUCGUGUUACAUUCGUGAAUCCAGCAACCAAGAUGAACACCGUUCUCACGUGCAUGUUUCCUAUCGAAAGUCAGCAUCGUUACAGGAAAACGAAUAUGACGACGCCGCAGCCACACAGGAAGGUGACGCUUCGGGUACUCAGCAAAGCAGCGAGAAGCCCGCUGGAGAAAAAUCGCCUGAAUCUAAAGUUGAGGUACAUCGUGGUAAAUCAAAAACAGCUCCAGAAAUGCAAUCCGAAAAAACUUAAUUCGAACUUUCCGCAACACCGAAAGGAUUCUUUGAGUUCGACCUAUCUGCUAACACUGGGUUUUAAUAAUUUGUUUUUCCAAAUAUGUAUCAGUUUUUAAUAUGGCAUCGAGAAAAACGGUUCAAAGAAAACUAGCUCCUUGAUAAAGAAGCUAAUAGAAAGAUGGCAAGGGUUCUAGAACAAGCCGACCAGAACUAUUUGCAAGGCCCGUAGAGUUUUCCAAAAAGCGCUCUCGUACUGCCCCUAAAAUGAUAAGACGCUGAUUAUCAGAAUGUACUGACAUCACUGCCGUGACUUGAAAUUCCGAUGUAUUAUCCUAAUAUUCAAGACUCUAGUGACUUUUUGCUCUUAAUUUUGAAGUAUAAAUUUUUAACUAUUUGAGAAGCUCCACUCGAAACAGUAGGGAGUUUAAGAUGCCGAUCGCCACGGAGACGUGGGCGAAAACGUCACUUAAAAAAGUGAAUGCGAUUUUUCCAAUUCGCUUACUUUGUCAAAUGGAAUGCAACUCUUUCGGAGUUGCAUUCCUGAGAAUUAGAACCAUAUCCAAAUUCAGAAAUACAGCAAGAAAAUUUCGUCGUAGCUUAUUUACGUCCUCUACAACGUACACCUGAAAUUAGGCAUUUCACGUCGUAGUUGUGCAGUGACGUACAGAGUUGUUGUUUUGCACAUUCAGGCUGCGUUCACAUGGCAAUGCACGAAUUUCCACCGGUUGAAAAUUCGUGAGUUUAGUUGUUCUGUUCACACGAAACCAUCUUACCCGUACGAAAAUUAAGACGUCUAGCCGUUCAAAGUUCCGUGGGGGGUAUGAACUGAGCGAAAAUUAAAUAUCAAGCGGUUCCCUUUGAACAAAGCAGCCGGUCGAAAAUUCGUCCGGUGUUUUGUGAACAUCCUACCACGUGACAUGCGGACGACCAUAAAUCCAUCAACUUUUAAAAAUGAAUUUGAAAACAUUGUUAUUUUCCCAAGUUUUUUCAUGACUAGGUUCUUAAUUUUUACUUGUAUAUGCUUAUAUAUUGAGAA
Messenger RNA from Porites lobata, 10272 nucleotides. The record is from the annotation of a GenBank genome assembly. NCBI's taxonomy places the organism in Eukaryota, Metazoa, Cnidaria, Anthozoa, Scleractinia, Poritidae.